This is a messenger RNA of Dictyostelium purpureum, 1986 nucleotides long. RefSeq lists its product as uncharacterized. NCBI's taxonomy places the organism in Eukaryota, Evosea, Eumycetozoa, Dictyosteliales, Dictyosteliaceae. Gene Ontology annotation, molecular function: toxin activity. The record is from RefSeq and is a predicted model, not a curated record. The transcript is spliced from 3 exons. The coding region runs from base 1 to 1986 and encodes 661 amino acids.
AUGAAAUUAUUUUUAAAAUUAUUUCUUUUAUUUACUUUAAUUGUAUUGGUAUUUUCAAAAAAUUCCAAUGAUAUGACAAACUCAAAAUUUUAUGAAAAUUUUAUUAAAGAUCAAUUAAAAAUCUCUAACAAACAAAAAGUAGAGGCUUUAGAUAAAGCAAUUGCUGGUGCUCAGGAUACAUUCUCUCCAAGUAUUUUUGAUAAAUUUGGUGCUUUUUCUGGCUUGUUAGGUUUGAUUCCAUAUGUUGGUACUGGGUUUAGCACGAUUUUUGAUAUGGGAUUAAGCUAUGGAAAUGCCAAAUUGAUGAAAGAUCUGGUUAAACAAUUAAUUCUCGAUAUCAAUAACCUUAUUGAAGAACAAAUCAAUGACAAAUUUUUUGAAUAUACCACCAAAAACUUUGAGAGUAUUCAAGAAAUCAUUCAAGAACUAGAAAAAACAAUUAUUAGCUACGAAAAUUCGGAAUGGCAGAAUAUCACUGACUCCAAUGCUAUAAUAAGCAAAAUUGAUUCCAUUCAUACAGCUUUUGUCCGAACAAAAUUUUUGUUUGAUGAAAAAAAUAACUUUGUCCAACUCCCAAUGUAUACAUUGUUUGCACAUUCACACAUUCAUUUUCUUAAUUCAGUAUAUAAAAAUAAAGAAAGGUAUAGAAUUAACUCUGCAAUAUUUCAUUUUUUGGAACCAAAUUACUUUUUUGAAAUGAAGAGCCAAUACUAUAAGGAAAUUUCAGAUUCUCUCUUUAGAUCUUAUGAAGAAUUAAGAUACAAUAUAGAUUCAAAUAAAGUUGAAGGAAAAACAGAACUUAAUCACUAUAUAAUAUUUGCUAACUGGGCUGAUUCUUAUGUAUUAAAACUAAUAAACACUUGGUGGGCUGUAGACCCCUAUAGUCUUCCAAAAGGUGUUAUUUUGGAAAAUGCCAAGAUCACGUUAUCAGAAAUUAUUGGUGAUGUUGGAGAAAAUAAUGACAGAUAUUUUAAACCAUGGGAUAUCCAUCAAAUAGCUACUCUUUUGGAUGGGAAAAAUAUGUAUGCAUAUGAAGGAAAAUUACUUGAAGUCACCACAAGAGAAAACAGCUUUUUUAUGCAGAUAUAUUUAGCUAAAUUGUGGUUACCCUUUAUGAAGUAUGUCAGCUCUUCAAACUACUUAAUAAGACAAAGAGAGAAAGUGGAACAAUACGGUUUAGGUCUUGCAUAUGAUGAUGGUAAUAAUGGCGGUGCAGAACACCCAAUUCAAACAUCACCUGUAGUUCGUCCAAUUGGCAAAAUUAAUGGUGUCUACUAUUCUUUUUUAAAAGAUUUCCCAUUUGUAUAUGGUUUUUCAUUAUUAAAAGAUGGAAAUAAUAUUUAUUCUUAUGGUAAAGAUUAUGAUAAGGAAGGAACUGCAAAAACAAUUUCUUUUGAAGGCAAAACUUUAAAUAAAUUGAUUCCCACAAACUAUUUGUAUAAUAGUAGUCCAAACGGAUUAGGAAAAGGAUUUGCUAUGGUGAAUGGUGUAAUUAUGUGCUUUGUCGAUGAAGACAUUAUAGAUGCCAAUAUAAUUAUUCAAGGAGGUGCAACCCAAGUGGACUCUCAAAAAUACUAUCAUUCAACAAAUAAAAUGUACUAUUCCAACGAAUAUUUCAAUCCAUCGAAAAUGCUUUUUACUGGUAUUGGUUCUUUACAAUUCGAAUCUCAAUCUAAACUAAGCUAUCAAUUAACCUUUACUUCAUAUGAUAGAAAACCAAGAGCAUUUAAAAUCUUUUUAAGAGGAAAUCCAAUGGUUGUUGGUAAUUUAGAACUCCAUACAUACCAAGCAACAGGUUCUGUUCAAAGCUGUGUCGAAUACGUUGGAAAUUUUAAAGCAUCUGGUCUUUAUAGGCAAACAGAAGGAUAUCUUUGGGAAAUUGCAACUGUCACUCUUGAAUCAACAGACCAAAACUUUAUAAUGAUCGAAAACAUUGGUAUAUCAAUUGCAUUCAACAGUUUAAUUGUUAAAGAUUUAGAUUAUUAA